AUGACUGUUCAGUUUCAGGGUCUCGCCGGCAGCCCCGGCCGGCGGGCGCGGAGCCGGCAGCGGGGCCAGAACGGCAGGCUCCUCUGGGGGCCCCGGAGUUGGGAGGCGGCGUCCGGGAGCCCCCCGAAGAGGAUGGGCUGCGGACACAGCAGGCUGAGCUGCUGCAAACCCCCCAAAAAGAGGUGCCAAGGACCAGAUCAGCCUCCCAAACCAGAGCUGCAGGAACUGGGUCCCCUCAAUGGUGACACAGCCACAGCUGCCCAUCUCUGUGCAUCUGAGGAGGCCGAGCAGCACCAGAAGUCUGUCACCAGAAUUCUCCAGCAGCACGAAGAGGACAAGAAGAAAUGGGCACAGAAGGUGGAGAAGGAGAGGGAGCUAGAGCUUGGAGAGAAACUGAAUGAACAGCGAAGAGUCCUGGAGGCAGAACAUGCGGAGGCCCUGAGAGUCCUCCAGGCCUCCCAUGAGCAGGAUAAAGAAGCCCUUACCCACUCCUUCCAGGAGGCCAAGGCGGCCCUGCAGGAGACCACUGACAGACUGACCGCACAGCUGGAGGCCUUCCAGGCGAAGAUGAAGAGGGUAGAGGAGUCCAUCCUGAGCCAAGACUACAAGAAGCACAUCCAGGAGUACGGGAGCCCCAGCCAGUUCUGGGAGCAGGAGCUGGAGAGCUUACACUUUGUCAUCGAGAUGAAGAACGAGCGAAUCCACGAGCUAGACAAGCGGCUGAUCCUCAUGGAGACAGUGAAAGAAAAAAACCUGCUGUUGGAGGAGAAGAUCACCACCCUGCAGCAGGAGAACGAGGACCUCCACGCCCGAGGCCGCAACCAGGUGGCUGUGUCCAGGCAGCUCUCUGAGGACCUGCUUCUCGCCCGAGAGGCCCUGGAGAAGGAGUCGCAGUUACGCCGGCAGCUCCAGCAGGAGAAGGAGGAGCUGCUGUACCGGGUCCUCGGGGCCGACGCCUCCCCCGCCUUCCCGCUGGCCUCUCUCACCCCCACUGAGGUCUCCUUCCUCGCCACAUAGGGCCUGGACCGCCGGGAUGCUGUGGUCACAGCUCUCUCUCGAGGACUUGGCAGAGAAAACAGCAGGGGCCUCUUGUCCCUAGGAGGGGACCAGGGUGGGAGUGAGAUGGGGAGCCAGGAUGUGUGCCCGGUCAGCCCUGGGGGCUUGGGCCACGUAGACUCACCCAU
Messenger RNA from Balaenoptera ricei (Rice's whale), 1184 nucleotides. It is a transcript of the gene CCDC69, whose product is annotated as coiled-coil domain containing 69. The transcript is spliced from 10 exons. Gene Ontology annotation, cellular component: cytoplasm; nucleus. The record is from RefSeq and is a predicted model, not a curated record. Lineage: Eukaryota; Metazoa; Chordata; Mammalia; Artiodactyla; Balaenopteridae. Bases 1 to 1017 code for a protein of 338 amino acids. Gene Ontology annotation, molecular function: microtubule binding.